Molecule: messenger RNA, 6536 nt
Organism: Diatraea saccharalis (sugarcane borer)
Lineage: Eukaryota; Metazoa; Arthropoda; Insecta; Lepidoptera; Crambidae
Source: the annotation of a GenBank genome assembly
AUGGAUGCAAAAUUGAUUAAAUAUAAAAACCAAAUAUCCGUCUCCAUACACCUACGAUCUGCAUACAUAUUUAUAUCUGUUUACUGUGUGAUCUAUAGAAUGCCAGCUCUGAAUAUUAAUCCACAUUGUGACGAAUGUAAUGGCAAAUUAGAUUGUCCACAUGUUAGCCAGCCUUCCGUUUGGUUCGAUGAUGGAUUGCGCACCAAAUGGAUAGAAAUGGAAUGUAGAGCGGUCAUAUCGCUACAAGCUCGCCCAAUUAAAAACGGAUAUGUAUCCCGCGUGUCGGUGAUGCGCGGUCAGGUGGUCUCGCCGCAAGGACUCGGUAUCAUCGGCAUCAGGGUCUCCGUCGAUCGCGAAGCGAGAUUCGGGUUUACUCUCACCAGGCAAGGAGGAUGGUUCGACGUACUAGUGAAUGGCGGAGGCGCGGUUACACUUCAGUUCCAGCGAUCACCGUUCAAACCCCUGCGGAAGACAGUCUUCGUGCCUUGGAAUCAAAUCGUCGUACUGCCACCGGUCGAAAUGGAGCUUAGUGACGAGAGCGUGAAAGUUCCUACACCAAGAGCUCCUCCGCGACUAGAUUGGUCUCCUACACCUCAGUGGUGGGAGAAUGAGUCUGGUCCAUGUCCAGCACAUGACCACGAACGUCUACGGCCAGAAGUAGUAGCUGUGCCACCACUUGCUGCACCUGCAGCGUCCGCUCAUACUCCCAACACUGUCGUCUACCCAGAAGCACAGAUCGUAAGCGAAUCCAUCGGCAUUCCUGGUUCGUCUGUUAAGCUCACUUACAGAUCGUCCCAAGCAGCUGGCUACCUCUCUUGUGUGCAUGUUCAGUUGACAAGGCGCAUAGUUCCCGCAGCGCUAACACGAGUGCACGUGCGAGUAGAGAUUGAAGGAUCACUGCACACUCACUCAUAUGAAGCAGACCCCGAUUUGACACAUGUGUUUGCGUGGAACAAGAGGAAUGUUUACAAGCAAAAGGUGUACGGUCAAGCACAAGCGAAAAUUUCCAUUGGCUACGAGUAUACCUCUUGCUCAUCUAUCGUAUGGGAAACGCAGACGGCCACAUUAGCUGGUUUUGAUGUCGACAUUUCGGACAUUGGUGGUUGGGGUCUUGACAUUCACCAUCACUACAAUUUCCAUGAAGGAAUUUUGCAGAAGGGUGACGGUGGAUUGUUGCAUCUGAAACAAUAUCCUAGAACUGUGCAAGUCGUAAUGGGAACAGGCCUCCAACGUUCAUUGGAUUGUCCUGACCACUGCAACGGUAAAGCUGCGGACUCACGACUACUGACGCCCACCGCGCUAACGUCUGGCCCGGAUGGCUCCCUCUACGUGGGCGACUUCAACCUCGUCAGACGUAUUACCCCGGAGGGUGUUGUUACCACAGUACUCAGAUUAGAAACGACGCAGACAGCCUAUCAAUAUUACAUCUGCAUCUCGCCAGCGGACGGCAACCUCUACAUAUCAGACUCUGAGAGGCACCAAGUCCGAAAGGUGCUACUACUGGAAAAAGUACGCGAUCCGGCAACGAACUCCGAACCAGUCGUUGGUAAUGGUGAUCGUUGCGUACCAGGCGAUGACUCUAAUUGCGGUGAUGAAGGACCUGCCAUCAAAGCCAAGCUAGCACAUCCCAAAGGUCUUGCUAUUGCAGCAGAUAGGACUAUGUAUAUCGCAGACGGCACUAACAUUAGAGCUGUAGAUCCAAACGGAAUUAUUCACACGUUAGUUGGUCAUCACGGUCACCACAAUCAUUGGUCGCCAGUUCCAUGUCGUGGUGCUAUUCCACCAUACGAAGCCCAAUUACAAUGGCCUACAGGAGUAGCAUUAUCACCACUAGAUGGAUCUCUUUACUUCAUCGACGAUAGGAUCAUUUUAAAACUUACGGCAGAUAUGAAGAUCAAAGUGGUCGCGGGCCAACCCUCUCAUUGUAGAUUGGGCAAUGACGGAAAGCCAAUCACAAAACCUGCCAAUAAAACUUCAGAAUUCAGAGAAGACUCCAAUUUGGGAACGAUAUUGGCGAUAGCGUUCGCGCCUAGUGGCAUACUUUACGUCGCAGAAUCUGAUUCAAAAAAAUCGAAUACAAUAAAGUCGAUCGAUCCAUCUGGAAAGAUAAUGCACUUCGCUGGAAAAGUACAGGAGAAUUUGAAGGAAUUGAGUUGUGAAUGUAAUUCAUCAGUUUCUGCAACGGUCAUUCCUAUAAACACUCGAGAUGAAGGAGCAGGAUGCCCAUGCCGUCUAAGCGUUGCUGCCGGUGAUGAACCUCCCACCAGUACUGAAACACUUUUAUCAUCCAAUGCUAAAUUCCAAACUAUAUCGGCACUUGCAGUGACUCCUGAUGGAGUUCUAAACGUAGUAGAUCAAGGUUCACUACAUAUUCUAGCACUAAAACAUUAUUUGCCAACUCACGAUGAAAAUGGAGAAUUUAGAAUACCAUAUCCACCAACAUCGGAAAUAUACGUUUUCAAUCGUUAUGGUCAGCAUAUCACAACUAAAGAUUUAACUUCUGGAAAGACAAGAUAUUCAUUCUUGUACUCUAAGAACACUAGUUUUGGAAAGUUGUCAACUGUAACUGAUGCUUCGGGCAAUAAAAUACAACUUCUAAGAGAUUACAGUAAUGUCGUUAGCUCAAUCGAAAACACUCAAGACCACAAAUUAGAACUCAAGAUUUCUGGUAUUGGUUAUCUUACAAAAAUAAGCGAAAGAGGAACUACUGAAAUGGAAUUAGAUUAUGAUGCGAACAGUGGUUUACUGAACAGCAGAUCUGGGGCUGGAGAAACAGUCAUAUACAACUACGAUGAACUUGGGCGAGUCAUCAAAAUUAUAAUGCCGUCAGGGGAACAAAUUCACAUUGCCUCUGGAUUGGCCAAAAAUUAUGGACUCGCAGUAACCGUAUCUAAUCCAUCAAGUACCAUUCCCGUAGGGGUAGCAAAGAAAUGUGAAUACGUGUUACACGGGCAGUCAUUCAAGCAAAUCACCAUAAACAACGGUAAACAAAUCACGGAAGGUAGAAUCUACACAAAUAAUACUUUAAUGCUAGAAACACCGUGGCAAGGAAAAUUCGAAAGUAUUGCAGCAGCUAAACAUCCAUUGUUAGAAGCUGCAUUACCUAUUGAAGCGGAAAUGUUACACAUGUGGUCUCAUCAAACAACUACAUUCGGCGAUGGCUUAAUAAAUAACAUGUACUCUUUGUACACUCUAGUAGGAGAUGUAAGAAAUCCACAACAAACUCUUAACCGCGAGAUCUGGGUAAACGACUCAAGGGUCCUUAUAAUUGAGUUCGAUCAAUUUAAAAGUCGAGAAACUUUCUUUAACGCUGACAGGAACCCGCUAUUUACCAUUGCAUAUGAUGUCGCUGGCCUACCACUUUCGUUUACUCCCCAUGGAGCAGGAGUACCCCUCAAUAUGUCAUAUGAUCGAUUUUAUAGAAUCAAUGGUUGGAAAUGGGGUGAAAGUGAAGAAUCGUACAACUAUGACCAACACGGCAUGCUAUCGGAAAUCACUAGUCCACAAGAUGGAACGAAGUUUAUUUACUAUAAUGAAGGCAAUCUAGUCUCUAAAAUUAUUUUAGCUAGUCAAAGAAGCUUCAAAUAUUUGUACGAUCAGGAUGGUGGUUUGACUCAUGUAAUUUUACCAUCAGGUGCAAACCAUUCAUUUAGCGUACAACCUUCGAUAGGAUUUUUGAGAGUUACAUAUUCGCCACCUGGCUCAUCGAAAAAAUAUCUACAACAUUAUUCCCACACAGGGGAACUUUUACAAACAGUGUUCCCUGGCGAUGGAGCUCGAGUCGUCUACAGAUAUUUCACAACGAACAAAGUUUCUGAAGUGAUUCACGGAGAUGGACAAACACAAAUACAUUAUUCGGAAAAUAGUGGGCUGCCUUCAGAAAUCUUACAUGUAGAUCGGGAUGUAGAUUACCGAUGGGAAUCUACUUAUGCUGGUGGGCUGCUUAUGGAGGAAAGACUUGAUUAUGGUGCUAAAACCGGCCUUAGUAAUGCCAAAAUAAUAUACGAAUAUGAUAACAAUUAUAGAAUAACCUCAGUCCAGGGGAGGAUCGGCGGUCAAACUUUAAUUCCCCACCACAUAAUCUAUAACAGCAAAACAGGCGCUCCUGAAAUUUUAGGUCAAUUUACAGUAUCUAAACAAAAGUGGAAUGAAACAUCAGUUUAUGAUGGGAUCGCAAUGUUCUCUCGCACUCUCAAUGACCAAUUCUUAGAGAAAGGAGUCACUGUCAAUAUCCACAGAAUGGAAGUUUUUAGAAUGGAGUUUUCUUACGAUAAACAUGGAAGAAUAUCUCAAACACGAACUCACACAAGAAACGUUGGUGUCAAUACCUAUACUAAUGUUAAAAAUUACACUUGGGAUUGUGACGGCCAGUUAACAGGUGUGGAAGCCCAAGAGCCAUGGGGCUUUAGAUACGACGAUAAUGGAAAUAUGUUAUCUUUAACGUACAGAGGAAACACUAUUCCAAUGGAAUACAAUGAAAUGGAUCGAAUUAUAAAAUUUGGCGAAGGCCAAUAUAGGUACGAUAGUAGAGGACUUGUUUCCCAAAACGCUAGAGAAGAACGAUUCCAAUACAAUUCAAAAGGUUUGCUGAUUAGAGCAACUAAACGUGGAAGAUUUGAUGUACGCUAUUACUAUGAUCACCUUGACAGACUGUCUACAAGAAAAGACAAUUUCGGAAAUGUGACACAAUUCUACUACACCAAUAAAGAAAAACCCCAUGAAGUCAGCCACAUUUAUUCGCCACGUGAAAACAGAUUCAUGACAUUAGUUUAUGACGACAGAGGUCAUCUUAUCUAUACACAGGUUGCUCGUCAUAAAUAUUAUAUAGCCACUGACCAAUGUGGGACGCCGGUUAUGGUAUUUAACCAAUAUGGUGAGGGUAUCAGGGAGAUCAUGCGAUCACCAUACGGUCAUAUCGUGUACGAUUCAAACCCUUACUUAUACCUACCAGUGGAUUUCUGUGGAGGACUUUUGGAUCAAGUAACUUCAUUAGUUCAUAUGGCAAAUGGCAAAGUGUAUGACCCACUGAUAGGACAAUGGAUGUCACCACUCUGGGAAAAUCUUAUAGAAAGAAUUACUGAUCCAACCCAACUACAUUUAUACAGAUUCAAUGGAAAUGAUCCUAUCAAUGUCCGGCCACAGAAUAAGAAACCGAGAGAUCACCUAGCAUGGCUGAAGUUACUGGGAUACGAUACAAAGAGUCUUGCCCCACAGCUGUAUCCUGACGAACUACCAGGCGGUGCAGUAGUACCGAGCGUUCCUCGUGCUCGCCCUGUAUGGGGUUCCGCACCUACAACUCCUGGACCUGGCAUGCCAGCAGCGAUGGCUCUGCUGCCAAGCGUUACUAUUGAAUCAGGCUUCCUGUCGCACAUGUCGAACAAGCGCAUCGCAGACUUCAGGAGUCUAUCCAUCCCAGCCAUGUCAGCAUUGAAAACAGACGCUCUAGAUCUAACCGCGAAACGAAUCGGAUCCGAUUCAGAACCACCAUUUGGUCGAGGGAUUCUCGUAUCGCGAAACUCUCGCGGCCGCGCUGUAGUAACGGCAGUACCUUCCGCGAAUGCAAUUUACCGAGACGUAUACACCUCGGUAUUCAACCGCUCCCAUCUACUACCGUUCUCAUUCGUGGUGCACGGUGAUCAGCAAGAUGUAUUCUACUUCGUCAAAGAGGAAACAUGGCGCGCCGCAGAUGAUAAGCAACAGUUGAAGCGUAUGCAGGGUAAACUGAACGUGACAUUCCACGAGAUCGCGGAAGGCGGCAGGUCGUACGCGGACGUGAAAAUCCACGGUCAGACGAGCGUAGUAAAUUUACGUUACGGUACGAGUGCGGAACGGGAACGACAACGGCUCCUACAUCACGCGAAGGCAGCGGCCGUUCGCAAAGCUUGGCAUCGUGAACGAGAAGCUCUACGUAGCGGUCUAGGCGGCUCGUUGGACUGGUCGGCAGCCGAGCUAGAUGAGAUCCAGAAGGCUGGUUCAGCCAGCGGCUACGAGGGCGAGUACGUGCACGACGUUGCACGCUACCCAGAACUCGCCGAAGACCCUUACAACGUGCGCUUUAUAAAGAAACGCUCGGACCGCAGCGAGCGGCGGCGACGGAAGCGCGAAGACUGCCGCGCGCCCUGGUGGCUCGCCUGGAACGAUUGCUAGUGACGUGCCGCCAUCCAUAUGCCAAAUCGUGUGUGUAAAUCGACGUGUGUGACCGAUGAAGGAUGAACGUGCGAGUGAUUGUGAUAUAUUUUGUAAAUAGUCUCUAUUAAUUGUUAAUUGUUGAUGUAUGUAUGUAUGUAUGGUAGACGCGAAUCCCUAUCGCUAUGUAAAUAAUAAAAUUUAAUUUGCAGGGAGAGAAUGGACCUUUUGAGAGGACUGAUAUUAAAUAAAUGUAAUGUAUGUAUAAAAAUAAGACGAUUUAUGUGAAUAUGAAAUUAUUUAUACUUAUUUAUUGGUAAAAAGCUUCGAUUGUGUCCAAUGUUCUUAUAAAAUUUAGAUGAAGACUAUUUGAAAGAAUAAAAAGGCAUACUUUUUUAACCAAAUCAAUA